Thermothielavioides terrestris NRRL 8126 is the source of this 987-nucleotide messenger RNA. RefSeq lists its product as uncharacterized. The record is from RefSeq and is a predicted model, not a curated record. NCBI's taxonomy places the organism in Eukaryota, Fungi, Ascomycota, Sordariomycetes, Sordariales, Chaetomiaceae. Gene Ontology annotation, molecular function: 4-hydroxy-tetrahydrodipicolinate synthase activity. Bases 1 to 987 code for a protein of 328 amino acids. The transcript has 2 exons.
AUGGCCUUCCCGGUCCCGCCCUCGGGCGUCUGGUGCCCAGCCGUGACGCUCUUCGACCCGGCGACCGACACGCUCGACCUGGCCUCGCAGGCGGGUUACUUCGGCUACCUCGGCUUGCAGACCGGCCUGGCGGGACUGGUGGUGCUGGGCACCAACGCGGAGACGUUCCUGCUGACGCGCGAGGAGCGGCGCGCGCUGGUGCGCUGCGCGCGCGCGGCGCUGGCGCCCGGGGGGCACGACGGCGCGCGGCCGCCGCCGAUCAUGGUUGGUGUCGGCGGCCACUCGGAGCGGCAGGUGCUUGAGUUUGUGGACGAUGCGGUCGCCGAGGGCGCCGACUACGUGAUGCUCCUGCCGCCGGGGUAUUUCGGGCGCGUGGACAGGGUCGGCGAGGUGGUCGAGGGGUUCUACGACCGCGUCGCCCGGGAGUGUGCGCGGAAGGGGGUCGGGGUGGUGGUGUAUAACUUCCCUGGGGUGUGCGGAGGGAUAGAUCUGGAUAGUGAGGCUAUUGCGAGGCUGGUGAGGAAGCAUGAGAAUAUCGUGGGAGUGAAGCUCACGUGUGGGAGCGUGGCCAAGAUCACCAGGCUGGCGGCCGAGUUCCCGCCGGAGCGGUUUGCCGUGUUUGGCGGGCAGAGUGAUUUCUUGAUCGGGGGCCUGGCGGUGGGCAGCGCAGGCUGCAUCGCCGCGUUUGCGAACGUGUUCCCCAAGACGAUCGUGGAGGUGUACAACUUGUACAAGGCGGGCAGGACACAGGAGGCGCUGGAGUUGCACCGGAAGGCGGCGCUCGCGGAGCAGGCGCUCAAGGCCGGCGGCAUUGCGGCAACCAAGUAUGCGGCGAGCGUGUUUACUGCGCCCGUGGCCGGGGUGGAGGAUGCCGAGGCGAAGAUGAUGCCCCGGAGGCCGUACCUGCCACCUACGGAGGAGGCCAAGCGAAAGAUCAGGGGAGCGCUGGCCGAGGUCGCUGCGAUUGAGAAGAGCAUUGUGAGGUGA